AUGAACCUCUCCCUAGCAGAGAAACUGGACUUCUUUCCAGCUGUGGCAUCUAUAGUGUUUGCCUACAUCUAUGCCUUCCUGACUGGCCUUUGGCGCACUGAACGCCAAGCCAAGUCUUUGUCCCUGCAUUUAGGAUAUGCACUAUUUCGUCAAACGAGCUCACGGCUGACUACGAGUCAGAUGCAGUACAUUCUACCCCCAUCUCAAGAGAUCUAUGAACAACACUCCAAGAAGAACGGCAGAUUGCCCGAGUCCGUGGAAUUGGGUGAUGGGGCGUUGGGCCACUGGGUAGGUGAUCGAAAUGCCGACAAUAUAAUCGUCUGGUUCCAUGGGGGUGGUUUCGGCCUCCCCGCGAACAUUAGCUAUUUCAACUUUUACACGCAGCUCCUGCGGGACCUCACGGCAUCGGGCAAAAGCGUGGCUGUCUUCAGCCUGACCUACACCUUGGCACCAAUCGCAGUCUAUCCGACUCAACUCCGACAGGCCGUGAAUUGUCUCCGAUAUAUCGUCUCACAGCCAAACCGUAACCCGUCCACGGUUUUCCUAGGCGGUGACUCUGCAGGCGGGAAUCUGGUGGGUGGAGUGCUCUCUCACCUGGCCCACUCACACCCAGAGAUCGAUCCCCUGCCAUUGAACAGAAACCUCGGUGGCGCAGUGAUGAUCGGUCCGUGGACACUUCUGGAAAAAGAGUUUUUGGGCGCACAGAUCUAUGAUGGCGGCGAUAUCAUCACGGAGGCAGUUGCGAGACCGUGGGUGACAGCUUACAUUGGUGCUGGCCAGCGGGACUAUUACACUGACCUAUCGACUGCGCCGGCGGAUUGGUUGGCGACAUUCCCGGUGAACGCGGUGUUGAUUACCGCAGGCGGGAAUGAGAUUAUGUUGCCUCUGAUUCAAGACUUGGCGGCGAAGUUUAAGGAGGGCGUUGAGAAUGUGGAGUUGUUUGUUGGACAUCGUGAAUGUCACGUUGCGCCGAUUUAUCAUUUGGAGUUGGGGGAUGUUACGAAGACCGAGCAGGGCAAGAAAAUUGAGGUUUUCUUGGCCGAGUGGAUGGUGUGA
Penicillium digitatum Pd1 is the source of this 1056-nucleotide messenger RNA. Its product is annotated as lipase/thioesterase family protein. Lineage: Eukaryota; Fungi; Ascomycota; Eurotiomycetes; Eurotiales; Aspergillaceae. The record is from RefSeq and is a predicted model, not a curated record. Gene Ontology annotation, molecular function: lipase activity.